Molecule: messenger RNA, 1768 nt
Organism: Strongylocentrotus purpuratus (purple sea urchin)
Lineage: Eukaryota; Metazoa; Echinodermata; Echinoidea; Camarodonta; Strongylocentrotidae
Product: NACHT, LRR and PYD domains-containing protein 3-like
Exons: 2
Coding region: 23-1768 (581 amino acids)
Source: RefSeq, a predicted model, not a curated record
ACUGGAUACUUCCCAAACAAUUAUGACUGAGGCACAGGUUCUCCAGUGUGGGGAAGACUUGAAAACAUUCUAUAGCACAGAAAUGUGCAAAAUCAAACCUCACCCGCUUGAUUUCAAUAUCAUCGUUGAAUUCGAGCAAAUUUACACGAACUUAACGCUGCUCAGGAAAGAAAUGGGAACAAGGAGAAGCAUAACGGCUCUGGAUUACACUGAUCUUCUUACUACAGAGAUUAAUGGGGUGCUUCCUAAACGUCUUCUGGUUGAAGGUGAAGGUGGUGUUGGUAAAACGACAUUCUGUUCGAAGAUCGCAUGGGAUUGGGUUAAUGGAUCUCCAGAGUUUCAGUGCUUCAGUUGGGUUCUGGUUAUACCCCUGCGCAACGUUGUUAAGGGUCAGACAAUUGGUGAUAUUAUGAAAAACUAUCUCUCUGACAAUAAUGUUGUAAACUCUAAGCAGAUCGAUAAUUACAUAUUGUCUCAACCAACAAAGGUUCUGAUUGUACUUGAUGGACUCGAUGAGUAUGAUGGGGACCUCUCUGCCAAAGAAAGGUCGGAUAUUUCUCAGAUCAUACGAUUCAAGAAAUUCAAGGAAUGCAUAGUUCUGGUGACAACACGACCAUGGAGGGCGAAUAAGAUCAAAUCCAACAAAAGAUUGAGUAAUUCGUAUGCUUUCAUUGCAAUAAAUGGAUUUAGUCCUGAAAAUGUCUCGACAUACAUUAGAAAGUACUUUGUUAAUGAUAAAAACGCAGGAUCAGAACUGAGUCGGUUUAUUGAAGUGAAUGACGUAAUCAAGGAGAACAUGGCACCCUUCCCAAUUUAUGUAGCAAUGCUAUGUAUCUUAUGGGAAAAUUGUGACAGUGAGAAACGAGAAACAAUACGCAAACUGAAGACAUUUUCUCAAUUAUUUGAAAAAAUGAUCAUGUUUCUUGGAGACCAUUAUGUGUCAAAGAAUGCAAAAGUGUUACAUAAAGCCCACCUGGACAACGACAUAGAAAAUAUUAAGCUUUGUUUGCAAAGAAUAGGAUCGAUUGCCUUCUCAGGAGUCCUGAAAAAGAAAUUGGUCUUUAAUGAGGAGGACUUCAGCUCGUGUACGGAAGCCAUGGAGACAUGUUGCAGAAUUGGAGUUCUAAGUCGGGAAAAUCGAAAUGUAUCCUUAUGGGAAAGGACUUCGAAUGCUUCGCAGCCUAUAACCACUAUCGUCCUCUUUCCUCACAAAUUAUUUCAAGAAUAUGUUGCGUCCGUUUAUCUUGCCUCUCUUUAUGACACGAAUCGCGCAGAGUACAGUAGGUCAAUGGGCAAAGUACUGAGUGAUAACGCACGAGAAUUCCGUUACCUCUUGUAUUUCACUGCUGCCAAGAGAAAGGAGGUGGGACUUGAUAUUGUCAAGAAAAUACAACAAACUGACUUCCCAGAUGUACAACAAAGAAGAAUAAACAAGGAUUUUCUAGCAGAUGUCACUUUUGAAGCAUAUAACAAAGACACGGCAAAAGCAGUAGGACAAAGGGUAUUUGCAGAUGAGAGAAAACUGACUAUCGAUAAAGACAUGCCUGCUCACACAAUUUCUGGAUAUUUAUUCAUCAUGGAACAGCAUAAAAUGGAGACGUUGGUGUUCAGAGGCAGAUCAUGUGGCCCAACUGUAUCGCGUGACCUAGCAGAUGUCCUAUGCACAUCAGACUCAUUAUCAAUAUUAGAGUUUUAUUGCACAACAUUGGAUGCUGACUUCUAUCAGUUAAUGCAUACACAAGUUUCUACAAUGGCGGUAAAUAUAUAA